Molecule: messenger RNA, 5073 nt
Organism: Emericellopsis atlantica
Lineage: Eukaryota; Fungi; Ascomycota; Sordariomycetes; Hypocreales; Bionectriaceae
Exons: 8
Coding region: 1-5073 (1690 amino acids)
Source: RefSeq, a predicted model, not a curated record
AUGGGUGACUCUCAACUUACCAGCGCCUCAAGUGGCGAUGAUAAGACCAAGGCUGUCCUUGACGCCCUGACUACGCUACCAAAAUUUGACUACACUGCUUAUGAGAACGGCAUACAGGAUCUCCUGGGCGUCGACUCGAAUGGCUGGUCCAAUGUUUGUUCUAGCGACCUAUACGGAGAAACACCAACUCUCGCAGGUGUGUCAAACAUCGUUCAACGCUUCAAGGUCCAGACCAUUGCCUUGGGCGUGUCUCGCAACAGCCAGUAUGGCUUCUCCAAUACUGUUGUCAUGAACAGCUUCCAGGACCGUCUGAACACAACGUCUUCCUCCAUAGUUGUCCCGGUGUACCGUAUGCACCUGGAGAAGCACAUGGCUGCCAAUGGCGUCCCUCUCCCAAUUGCGGAUUUGGCUAAGGACGUAGGAUUCUGCAGGGCUUUUAUAUCCAGGAUCCUGACGCCCGAAUUCAUCAAUGACGCACUUAUUGCCCGAUUCCUUGACCAGCCUGGGUAUACCGAGGCCAUCGCGUUCUUGUACGAGCGGCUGCGGCCCAGCUUGUUGCAGCAACCUGACACAGUCGCUUCCCGCGUCAGCCUGGCCGGAUCGAACGUGCCGUUGUCGACAGUGGUUUUGAACAGCCUUCCCAACAAUACCGUGUAUUCACAGACGGUCAUGGCGAGUCAGGACCUUUCCGCGGCUGGCAAGACGCAAGACUUCCUGUCGGCCUCGCUUCCCCUUGUCUGGUCAGACAACAAACUCCUCCAGGGACCACAGUUUCCCACCGUCGGAGUAGCCUGGGCUAACCUCUGGAUGGCGAACACUUUUGCCACUGGGGUCAUAGCCAACCUCAUCAACUCUGACGUGAGUUACCAAUACUUCCCCGGGCCGCCUGGCGGGGUUGGAUCGACGUUUGCCAUCUACGGUGACAAACUCUGGCAAUGGAUCAAAUCGCAGGAGGCAAAUGGGAACGGGGAUGUCUUCCACGUCACGCAACCGGAGAAUUUUAAUUACCUGUCCCCAUUUGGCUGCUUCGCCCCUGGCACAAUGAUCACGACGGAGGUCGGCGAGGUGGCCAUUGAGGACCUGGAGCCCUCAACACUCGUGAUGGCCAGGGCGCCGGGCCACUACGGCCGAAGUUCGUCUGAAAGAGUUGAGAACCCAACGGUGAUAGCCCAGCCUGGGCGCCAGCAUCUCGUAGUCCCCCUAUACGGCUUCAAUGGAGAGGAACCAUUCGUCACCGACGGGCACAUCUUCUUCACCACAACUGGCCCGAGAGCCAUCAACCCAGCCACAGCUACUGCUGAAAACAGCUCUGCAAAGAUCGGGCAUUUGCGCGAGGGCGACGUGCUCCUGCGCCUCAACCAUGAUAGAUCGGGAUAUGACAAGGUCAAGAUCGCAACGAUUACUCGGGAUGGUGCCAAAUGCAGUACCGUUCACGGCCUCCAUCUCGCCAAGGGCAGUGACGGAGGACACAGGUACCACGCCAACGGCUACUGGGUGGGCGAGAACUACCCGCAGCUCACGAUCAAAGGUCUUCUGAAUAAAUAUCACACAAUGACCCCGGCCGAUCAGAGAACCUUUGUCAAGCACGUCGCCAAGCUCCCGCACUGUUUCCGCCAGGUCCUCGGACCAGCAGUAUAUGACACCGUGCAGCGAACCUUUGCGACCAUCGGCAUGCCGACGCAUGCUAACUCGGCGUCCAUCCAGAGGAGGCAGCGCAAAGAACCGACAAGCAUCCUUGGUGCCGUCGAGGAAGCUGGACGCCAUCACAUAUCCAUCAUGUCCGCCGUGGCGCAUUAUAGAUUGGUGAACCACGACGAGUUGCGCAAGUCACGCACCAAGCUGGACACCACGACCCCUCGCUAUGCCAGAACCAUAGCUGAUCUCAAUGGCGACGUUGUUCUGCCCGAGGUGACAAUGUGCCACGGCGCCGUGGUCGUACACGACCAGGGGUCUCUCUCUCUGGUGCGCAACGCCUCCAUGUCCCACCUGGCUGUUCAAUGGUCGAGCCCGAUUCGAGGGCACCCUGGCAUGUAUCAGCAUGGCGUCCUGCGCGCCGUAUACCACGGCAAGGCAGCCCUCGGAUACGUCGCAACUGGUCCUGCCGAGGCCAAGAGCCUCGGGGAGUUGGGGUCGAUUACUCCCGUCAUGGCUGUAUCGACUGCCAACACAUACAACAUCAAUUUCGGGACAAAGAUAUUCGCCAGCUCGACAGAGGCCAUUGCAGCCAAGUCAAGUGACCCUGAUGGCUGGACUCCGUUCUGGAAGGUUGUCAUUGGCCUGGUGCAUGACCCUGUGUCGGGGGGAUUCAAAAUUGCGCUGUCGCUGCCAGACCUGGACCAACAAUGGGUUAACAUUCAUGGCAAAACCGCUGCGGACACCCCCCCGUACCAAGUGAUCCCACCCAAGCUCGACCAGAAGACCUAUGUCAUGAGCAUCACCGUGCAGGUAUGCCCCGGCCUGGAAGACAAGCCUGGUCUCUUGGACACGCUCAAGACCUGGAACCUCAAGGAUGACCAGGGCAAACCCGUUCCGGCGGGCCCAGCCUUCAAUCAGUUUUCCGUAUAUCUAAACCUCGAAACAAAUGAGGUCCAUGGCUAUUCUUACGAGCUGUCACCCGGAGAGACAUCCGGCACCUUCAAGAACGGCCCCAUUCACGGCCUGACCACGCCAGGCUCGAGUACCGUCUCCCACAUCCGAAAGACCGUCAACGACCUGGUUCAAAACGCCCCUUGCAUGCCUGGCUCCUUUGGAUCCGCAGACGUGAACGAUUCUUCCGCCAACUUCCACGCCCCUGCACAACAAGCGGCGCAGAUGCUGGCGACGAAGCUGUUCACCGCCAAAGACCUGUCCAUUGGUGAUCUGCAGACCACGCCAGCACCAUCCGAUACUGAUCUAAACAAGUUUUCGCAGGUGUAUAUGCAGAACGCGGCCAACUACUGGCGUCGGAAGGAGGAGACUGACCUGUUUGGCAACGACCAGGCCGCCAUGAAGACCGCUCUGCCCACGAGCGGGAGCCUCACCAACAACCUAAAUUCGGAAGGGCAAAAAUGGCUGGGCAUCUACGAUCGAGGGUUGAUGCUACAGGCCCUGCAGCGUGACGCCAAGUACUCAGGCAACUUCACUGACGCGGAGGGGUCAAAAAUGCAGUACUACUGGCAGGGCGGGCAGAAGGGCUGUCUCUCGAGCGGAGAGCAGUUCAACCGCAUCUCGGAGAUCUGCGGCCGCGAGGCGUUCCUGGCCCUAACGCCAGGCUUGAAGCCCUACAUCGAGGACUCGCGGGACUGGGGGAACUUGUUUUUCAACUUUGUGUCCACUGACGAGCAGCUGAACCUCCAGGUGUUCGGGAUGAGCCUCGAUCCUGGGGCGAGUAACUUGACCAACAGGUACUGCAUGAUCCUGAACGCUCUGGACUUUCAGAACCGGGAAUAUGCCACCACGCUCUGGCGCCUGGUCAGGGACAAGCUGCUCUGUAGCGUGAGCAACGGCACCAUCACGGGAGAUCAGAAAGAGACGCCCGAGUUCCUGCAAUGUUUUGUGGCGCAGCUCAUCCUCCAGGUCCAGACAGGGUCGAGCACCGAGCUGCUUGAUCAGCUCAAGAUCGACCUUGCCUCUCUUCAGAAACACUGGGGAACAAACGACGCCAAUGAGAUCGCGGCCAGACUCUUCAGCGCCGGGUAUGAGCUGGGCCAGUGCUUUAUCGAGGUGAUGAAGGACAUGUCAGACAUCAUCUCCCACCAGAGCAAGGCCAGCUUCUCCGAGGUGAUGAGCCGGUGGGAGAACAAGGUGAGGCUCAAGUACCCAGAUCAAGGGGACAGGCUGGUUGCGGGCCUGAGAUUUGGAACUGCGUUCAUCGGACUUGCGAUCGACGCCUUGGGUCUCUAUCAGAGCAUCAAGUAUCUCCAGGCGUGGGGAACCCUCACUGCGCCUGAAAAAGCCGAGGCGGUCAUCGGUAUGGUUCAGAUGGUCGUGCGGACCGGGACAGACCUAGCCAAGAUCAUCCAAACGAUGCGUGGUAAAGAUCCGAACAGCUUCGACUUCAAGAUCAACUGCGUCAAAUGGAACAAUACCACCGGCGAGGUUGGCGGGCACACUGUCAUCGAAAGAAUUGAGAACGCCGAGGGCGACAUGCUGAUCCAGCCGGCGCUGGAUGAUGAGAAGAUUGGCGACAUUAGGGAGGAGGCGGUCGAGGGGAUCACCAAGACUUUCCGGCUCUCGGAAGCGGUGGCCAGCAUCAUUGCCAUUGCGGCCAACAUUGCCGCGGCCGUCUGCAUGGGGUAUCAGAUCAGAGAUGACUUUAAGAAAGGGGAGGCGCCCGGUAUCGAGGCCAUGGAUAUUAUAACCGAGGUCGUGACUUGUUUGCAAGUCUUGUCCGGUAUCGCCGAGCUGGGAGCCAUGGUUUUGGGUAUCGAAUGCAUCGCCAUUCCCGUCGUGGGCGUCCUCAUUGCCGUCGUUGGCAUCAUCCUGAUGUUAUGCGAAAUGUUCGUCCCCCGUAAACCGCCUCCAGAUCCCGUCAAGGGAUACAUCAACGACAACAAACUGGGCUUUCUGCAGCCGAUCCCAUCUCCACCCGCCGUGGCUCUGACCUACAAGCUCACAGGGCAAUCCGGAGGCACGACUGUACCCGAGGGGCAGAAGUGCACCAUUACCCUCUCAGUGACAAACCCGGCCAACUUGAACAUAAAGUUCCGCUCGCUCGCCUUGCGCUUGCCCGUCGGCAGUGACGGAGACGAGCUAUUCGUCGCCCCGAGCGGGAAAGACGAGAAGACGGGCAAGUCGCCCAUCUACGACGUCGUCACGUAUGAUCUCGACGGGAAGCCCGAUGGGUGGUCCGUUCAGGGCGCACCGGUCGCGAACAACACUGACGGCUCAAUGAUGGCCAAAAUCAUAUCGACAAACAACACGGACGGAAGUUCGAUUCCUGCGGGGGGGUUGACGCUCCAUGUCACGGGUACCGUGAACAAGACGGCUGGCAAGGUUACGUUCCGGUUGCUCGAGGGAGCCGUGUCGCGCCCUGGCGUUCAAGAUAUCCCGGCGGGUGACUAUUACACCUUUUUGUAUCUGACCAAGGCGUAG